AUGAUAAUUAAUAAUGAUAACCUUCAACAAUAUAAAAUAGGUAAACAGAUUUUAAUCAAGACACUCUUAUCAACAUCAAAACAUAUAAGUGUUGCUUCACAAUUUUGUAAAACAAAUCAAAAGUCAAAUGAUCAAUUGAAUGUCAUAUGUGUAUAUGAAAUAUGUAAUUGUAAAAGUGCAUUAAAUAUUGAAGAUAUAUCAGAAUUUCCAGAUGAUCAAGAAGUAUUAAUUCUACCAUAUUCAAGAUUUGAAAUAAUUGAUAUCCAAUACACAAGAUCGAAUACAUCGAGAAUCGAAAUAAAACUAAAACAAUUUAAUCUGGUUACGACAACUCAUCUUCCUAAUUAUCGAUUCACCAGAACAAACAAUAAUGAUUUAUACACAUGUCUUUCAUCAUUAUUACCAUUGACAGUACGUACUAUUUAUCCAUGUAGUACUAUAGCAAAUCAAAACAAUUUUCAAUAUAAAUGUGUUCAUUUUAAUAUUACUAAUUUAUCUGCUAUUCGUGAUGGACGAUUUUCUCAUUCACCUGCUGUGAUUGUGUAUGCAACAGACAGUAGUGAUGUACAAAAUGUGCUGGUAUGUGCAGCAAACUUAAACUAUGUUGUGAAUGCAUUAAGUGGAGGGCAUAGUUAUGAAGGUUAUGGAUUAGGUUCAACAUACAAUAAUAUUAUAAUUAACAUGGAAGGAAUUAAUUAUAUAAAUAUUAAUCAGCAUGAUAGAACAGGAACAUUUGGAGCUGGUACAAGACUUGGUCCAAUCUAUUAUGAAGCAUAUCAAUCUGAUAACUAUACAAUUAAUGCUGGAAGUUGUCCAUGGGUAGGACUUGCUGGCCAUGCACUUGGUGGUGGAUAUGGACUGCUUUCUCGGUUGCAUGGAUUACUAUCUGAUAAUGUUUUGGAAAUGAAAGCAGUUAAUGCUCA
Adineta steineri is the source of this 923-nucleotide messenger RNA. The record is from the annotation of a GenBank genome assembly. Lineage: Eukaryota; Metazoa; Rotifera; Eurotatoria; Adinetida; Adinetidae.